This is a messenger RNA of Pogoniulus pusillus (Red-fronted tinkerbird), 1478 nucleotides long. It is a transcript of the gene GDNF, whose product is annotated as glial cell derived neurotrophic factor. Gene Ontology annotation, molecular function: growth factor activity; receptor tyrosine kinase binding; glial cell-derived neurotrophic factor receptor binding. The transcript has 3 exons. Lineage: Eukaryota; Metazoa; Chordata; Aves; Piciformes; Lybiidae. Gene Ontology annotation, biological process: positive regulation of branching involved in ureteric bud morphogenesis; negative regulation of neuron apoptotic process; peripheral nervous system development. The record is from RefSeq and is a predicted model, not a curated record. Bases 598 to 1254 code for a protein of 218 amino acids.
UUUUUUCCCUUGAGUUUAUUGAUAUUUUUAAUAUUUUUUUUUCCUCCUUCCGUCCUGCCUUUGCGUGCGUGUCCGAGCGGUUCGCGGCUCCCCGCGGUGCUGGACCAGCUGGCGUUACAGGAGCCCUGAUGUCUUCAUCUGACUCUCCGCAGUUGUUGAUGGAGUGUCGUUCUCAGAUUUCCAGGCAGGGUCCCAAGAGCAGCACCCAGAGCCAGCUCCCGCUGCCCGGCGGCGCUCCUCGCGGCUCCGGCCGCUCCCGCCGCUGCUGAGCGCGGCUGAGGGGCCGGGGAGGGCGGAGACCUGCGCGGGGCUGCUCCUGCCGCCACCACAGCACCUGCGGCGCCGGGCAAAGCCACCGAGGUUUCUGCUGGCGGUUCCCCUCUGCCUCCACCCACACUUGAGACCUUGCCCCCCUCUCCCCCGCCCCCCUUCCUUACGUCGUUCCACCCCCUCCUAGCGCAAAGAGGGUCCUAGCGGUUGGACCCCGACCCGGCCCACAUGCAUCUCCCGUCCGGCCGCUCGGCUCCCCGGCGUUAAUGUCCAUCUUGGGUCCAAGGAGACCAGCUCAGAGGGGCCCGUGUUGGAAGGAGAUCUAAGAUGAAGUUAUGGGAUGUUGUGGCUGUCUGCGUUGUGCUGCUCAACACGGUCUCCACCUUGCCCCUGCCCACUGGUAAGGCGCCUCCCAAGGAGCCCCCUUCAGUGGUAGAGGGGCCUGAAGACGAUCUCUCCCCCAUCAGCCUGCUGCCUCCCUAUGCUGUGCACAGUGACUCUAAUAUGCCAGAGGAUUAUCCAGACCAGUUUGAUGAGGUAGUGGACUUUAUUCAAGCCACCAUUAAAAGGCUGAGGAGGUCGCCAGAUAAGCAGGCUCCGAUUUUUUCAAGGCGAGAGAGAAACCGGCAAAAUGCAGCCACGAACAUAGAGAAUUCCAGCAAAAAGGGAAGGAGGAAUCAAAAGGGGAGAAAUCGAGGGUGUGUCUUAACAGAAAUACAUUUAAACGUGACCGACUUGGAUUUGGGAUACGAAACCAAAGAGGAGCUGAUUUUCCGGUAUUGCAGCGGAUCCUGCGACGCAGCCGAGACCACCUACGACAAAAUCUUGAAAAAUCUGACAAGGAAGAAGAAACUUGUCACUGACAAAGUGAGGCAAGCUUGUUGCAGGCCCACAGCCUAUGAUGAUGACCUGUCCUUUUUGGAUGAUAACCUGGUUUACCACAUUCUGAAAAAACAUUCCGCUAAAAGGUGUGGAUGCGUCUGAUGGCUGCCUGCCAGCGGCAGCGCCGGUUUUGCAUUCCUGCUACGACGCUAAGAGAAGGGACCAAGGUUCCCAGGGAAGCAUCUGCUCAGAGCGGACAAAUGAGGACCAAGAAUGCAGAACUAGGGGUCAUUAAAAGCUUGGGGAUAUGUGAGGCGUUAUUGGAGGAUGGUGGCUUUUGAUGUCCUACAGAAAAAAAUCAAUAAAAGCUCAGGUGGAGAUGCCAA